UACGGCAUGCCGUAUUCCGGUCGGUCCAUACAGACUACACGUGAAGACAGAGGAGCUGACAGUAAACACAGUAGUGAUUUAUCUGGAGUGUGACACCGACCCUUCGCACACACAGACGCCGGCAGGAUGCUGUAUCUGAUCGGCCUGGGUCUGGGGGACGCGGCGGACAUCACGGUGAAGGGUCUGCAGGCGGUGAAGAGCUGCUCCAGGGUUUACCUGGAGGCCUACACCUCCAUCCUGACCGUGGGCAAGGAGGCCCUGGAGGAGUUUUAUGGGAAGGAUCUGAUCCUGGCAGACCGAGACCUGGUGGAGCAGGGGGCUGACGAGAUCCUGAAGGAUGCUGAUGUGACUGAUGUGGCGUUCCUGGUGGUGGGCGACCCGUUCGGAGCCACCACACACAGUGACCUGGUCCUGAGAGCAGUGCAUGCUGGGAUACCGUACAGAGUGAUCCAUAACGCCUCCAUCAUGAACGCAGUGGGCUGCUGUGGGCUGCAGCUGUAUAACUUCGGGGAGACGGUGUCGUUGGUGUUUUGGACGGACACGUGGAGACCAGAGAGCUUCUACGACAAAAUCUGUAAAAACAGAACAGCUGGACUUCACACACUCUGCUUGCUGGACAUUAAAGUUAAAGAGCAGAGCGUGGAGAACAUGAUGAGAGGGAAGAAGAUCUUUGAGCCUCCUCGCUUCAUGACGGUCAGUCAGGCUGCAGAUCAGCUGAUUCAGAUCAUCCAGAGGAGGAGGGAGGAGGAGCAGGGGGCGGAGCUCGGUGUGACGGAGGACACUGUGUGUGUGGGCGUGGCCAGGCUUGGCGCAGACGACCAGAAGAUCUGCACGGCGAUGCUACGUCAGCUGGUGUCAUGUGACCUCGGUGGUCCACUCCAUUCGCUGCUGGUCACUGGUCGACUCCACCCGCUGGAGGUGGACAUGCUGCGAGUGAGCGCAGAACCAAACGCACUGCAACACCUGCACAUGAUCGACAGCUCCACCUACUGCUCCUAACACACAC
Labrus bergylta (ballan wrasse) is the source of this 1006-nucleotide messenger RNA. RefSeq names its product diphthamide biosynthesis 5 (gene dph5). The record is from RefSeq and is a predicted model, not a curated record. Gene Ontology annotation, molecular function: diphthine synthase activity. NCBI's taxonomy places the organism in Eukaryota, Metazoa, Chordata, Actinopteri, Labriformes, Labridae. Gene Ontology annotation, biological process: protein histidyl modification to diphthamide.